AUGCCGAUUGUGGCCCUUCCUCAGGCCACCGUCCGGGCAAUUGGCUCGACCUCUGUCCUUUCAGAUCCCUGCUCUGUCGUGAAGGAAUUGUUAGACAAUGCUCUGGAUGCUGGCGCCACAUCUGUUUCUAUAGAUAUCUCCCCGAACACGGUCGAUUUGAUUCAGGUAAAGGACAAUGGGUAUGGUAUUUUGCCCGAAGAUCAUGCUCUGGUAUGCAGAAGGAGCUUCACCAGCAAGAUCCAGACCGUGGAAGAUCUUAUAAACAUAGGCGGCAGAUCCUUUGGAUUCAGAGGUCAAGCCCUGUCCAGUGCUGCUGAGAUGUCGGGCAAACUUACAAUAACCACAAGAAAUGAAGGGCAAGUAGUCGGCUUGAUUCUCCAGUACGGGAGGGAUGGAGAACUCAUAAGUUCGCAACAUGCAUCCCAUCCAGUAGGCACCACUGUUCGUAUAUCGGACUUCCUGAAGCACAUCCCAGUUAGAAGACAGACAGCACUCAAGGACACAUCGAAGAUUCUGGCAAGAAUCAAGAAAAUGCUACAGGCAUAUGCAUUGUCUCGGUUCUCCAUAAGAAUGUCGUUUAAAAUACUCAAAGCUAAAAGUGAAAGCGGCAAUUGGAUUUACGCACCAGGGAAGAAUGCGACUCUCACAGACGCAGCUUUAAAAGUUGUCGGCUCCGAGGUCGUCUCGUGCUGUACGCUUGAAACAAGGUCGUCAAGCCAAUAUGAGGCUGAAACCGGAAAACCAGAUAUAGAUAAGUCACCAGACUAUCAAUUGGUUGCUCUACUGCCAAAAGCCGAUGCUGAAUUUUCCAAAGUAAACAGUUCAGGAAGUUAUCUGAGCGUGGAUGGCAGACCUCUCUCCACUACCAGAGGGAUUGGACAUGAUAUCGUCAGACUCUAUAAAUCUUACCUUCGUUCUAGCGCUGCGCACAGGGAAGAUACAGCAACCGUUUUAGACCCCUUUAUCUGUUUGCAUAUACAUUGUAUCAGGGGCAGUUACGACGUCAAUGUCGAACCAGCCAAGGAUAAUGUUCUGUUUGAGAACCCGGGACUAAUACUAUCACUGGUAGAAGAUUUGUUCUCGGGUACUUACGGUGCUCUGGAAAACUCAACAGAGAAGGAUGCGGUACCGAAAACGAAGCAAAGGCAGCAAAAUAAUGAAUUUGAGCUCCUCAUGGCGCGAAAACGUCCUCAUGAAACACCCUCACAAGCCAGGAGUGCAAAUACCAUUUAUACACGAUCGACGACUUCAGUGCCUCAUCUGCGUCCUAACAUGCCCCUAUCUAUGGAGAAUAAUCGAGAGAACGCCCACGAACUUCUCGACACGAACGCAGAAGGUAUGGUGUCUCCUGGCGAAGAUACUAAUUGCAAGGAUUCCUCGUUUCUUAACCCGUGGGCUAUAACGAGAAUGAAUGCCCCCCUUCACACGCCAGAGAAACCUCAGCCAAGGUCUGAUAAGGACCGUCGUCUAACAACGUUCUGUGGUAGACAAGAACAUAGAUGGAGGCCUGGACAACCACAUGAAAAAAGUGCCACUCUACUAAGCCCUACCGACACUAGCACAAGUUCGACAUCAUUAUCUACAUAUUCUUCGCAAUGCAGGCCAAGCAAAUCGUUACAGAUCAUAUCAAAAGGGACUGCGAUUGAGACGAACAGAGAGCAAGAUGGCAAACGGACACUUGACAUUUGGCUUCGAAACAUUCAUCCCACUGAAAAUAUUCAAGGCUCUGCCGAAGAAAACUCGGAGCAUGAUCAGGCAGAGUCAUUCUUUUUGCAACGCAUCCAGGAGUGUCCUGGCUCACACGAUCAGUCUCUACCGGAGACACCAGCAAGGACUGUUGCAGAUCCACCGGCUUUGUGCGAGCGCUCAGAUGAUACUUCCCAGGUUGUUCAGUCGUCUACGCAGGUUCAGGAUUUUACCUCGGUUAACAGGCAUCCUCAGGGAUUGCCUGGCUUUGAAAAACUGUCGACAAUCAUACAUCGAGUGGGAGCUGGCAACAAUACUCAAUUAGAAGAGGCACUCGAUUUUGAACGUCGAAAGAAGGAUGUUAUGCAGAAGCGACGGGAGCAUAUGAGGGAUCUUUUACAGUCUGUCUUGAAGAGCAAUCAAGUCGCUUCACCGUCGCUCCACCGCAAUAGAUAUCUUGCAGCACGAGCUGCAUUGACCUCGAACUUAAGCUCUCUUCCUGGGAGUCAAGAUAUCUCAAUUUCAGAGAAAGUACCAUCUGUGUCUGCUCUAAGGAUAGACGACCCAAGAGCAUAUCUCAUGCGCCAUCAAAACGACCUGUCUGGAGAAGGAUUGAAAAUCAAAAGAACGCAAACGAGCAAGCUGCCCUUUGAAACGAUACCCGAAGGGCAUCGUUUGCAUAACAUCUCUAUAACCCACCCGACUAAUCCAUCACUAUCUGCGAUCUCGUUCAAAGAAAUACUGAAAUCAGACCUAUAUACGCAACGGGGAGUCGAAGAACAAGGAUUCCCGCCAUCAGAGGAUGGCUUUCCUCAAUCCUGGUGGCAUCGGCUAUCAACCUUAAUUAAAGACAAAUACGGGUACCAGGAUGAGAAUAGCUAG
This is a messenger RNA of Monascus purpureus, 2568 nucleotides long. NCBI's taxonomy places the organism in Eukaryota, Fungi, Ascomycota, Eurotiomycetes, Eurotiales, Aspergillaceae. The record is from the annotation of a GenBank genome assembly.